This is a messenger RNA of Eruca vesicaria subsp. sativa (arugula), 470 nucleotides long. The record is from the annotation of a GenBank genome assembly. Lineage: Eukaryota; Viridiplantae; Streptophyta; Magnoliopsida; Brassicales; Brassicaceae.
CACCUAUCUCAACUAGAAAUAUAUAUUUCUAAAAAUGGCUUCAAAAUUUUCAUCAUACAUCAUUUUCAUGACAAUUAACAUCAUCUUCUUCACUUUGACGAUGGCGAGCUGCCCAACAGACACUAGCAAGUUCUCCCCUUGCGUUGGUCUUUUCAAGGACCAAUUUGACUUCAAUUCGUUAUUACUGCCUUGUUGCUCUCUCGUCCAGAGAUGUCUCUGCAACCAAACCGCUAUAGAUGCUUUUGCUUCAAGGGUUGGCUCUUUCGUGACAAUUCAAAAUGUUUGUAUCCGCUACGUCUCUUUAAUACCCAAGUGCGAAUGAUAUACUUGUACGAUUGUACCUCUUCCGAAUGAUUAAUAAGUUUAACAUGUACUGCAUUUUUAUGUUUUCUUCUUUUAUUAUGUCUCUUUGAAUUCUCCUAAUUUCAGUUGUUAAUCGAAUAAAAGUUUCUUCUUAUUAUUAAGUUUUA